CAGAACGUUUGAUUCAUUCACUUUCGGAAGAGUUUCUACGGAGCAGUUUCUGUAGAGGCCACGCUGCGUCGCCGCGCCGGGAGUCGACACCGUGUGCCGAUGCCCGAAGAGCAGCUGUCGCUGCUUUUUUGGCGAUCGUCCAAGCUCCUUUCCGGGAUUUCGGAUCGGCGAGGACUAAUUGGCCGGCUCAAAACAACGCCGGCGCGGGUGCGAAAAUUGUGUCAUGUCUUCGAUCGUGUUCGCAGUGUGAGGUUUGAAUAGCCGUCGACCGGCUCUGCCGGUGGCCGGAACGCUGUUGACAACCGCUCGUGGCACGAGACAGACACCACUGCCGCAUGGACAAGGCUAGCGCCGCGGAAGUGUCCCAGCCGAGUGCCGCCCAGACAGCAGCGAGAAGCGACGAAACAGCGUCCGCCGACGCCAGCGCCAAGCCUUCGACAACUGCGGCCGACCAAGCACAAAGCCAUCAUCAUGACCUCCCACAGAAGACAGCUGACGUUACUGCGGUGCCGGUCGCCGCAAACGGACACUCAGCGACUCAGGAACCGGCGAAGCCUCACGAAGGCGUCGCGCCAGCCCGGGAGGCCAGCGGCGAAUCUGAGCGGACUGCACCGGUGAGCGACGCCGGAGGUGGCGAAAAAGCUGUGUCUCCGGCGAAGAGUCAACCCCCUCCAUCGGACGAGAAGCGAUCGUCCGGCGCCGCCCCGAGCACAUAUCCCGAGCCAGACAGAGUCUCCACCGAAGUGCCAGAAAAGAAGCCUGUGAUGGAGGAGAAAACAGAACUAACGGGACCAGAAAAGGAAUCGUGUGAGGUGUCUCCGUCGGCUCCGGCGGCCGAUCGAGAUGGUGCAGUGCCUUCGCAAGACAAAAAGCAACAGCAACCCGAGAGUGAUAGCAUCGUGGCCAAGAAACCUGCCAAAGAAGUGGAGGAAGGGAAAGACGUCGGCUCCAAAGGCGCAUCCACGCAAACUGACCAAGAGCCCCAAGGAAUGGCCGAAGAAAAGCCCGGUGCCAAAACUGCCGACGCCGUCACUUCCCCGGCAGCAGGUGUGACUCGCGAAGAAAAGCGACUGGCGGAAGAUAGUAGCGAAGCUUCGGAAACAGCUCCCAGCGCAUCGACAAAAGUUACCUCGAGCGCUGCUGAGGCAGGCGAAAGCAAGGCGGAGAACGCGAAGCCAUCUCACCCGGUGGGGUUGCCCCAGGAGACGUGUAAAUCUGUCGCGGACGCGGGCACUAAAGUUCCGCAGGAACACGCCAGUCCCGCCGGGGACGGCGCGAGUUUACAGCCCUCCGCGAAUGGCGCUGGUGAUGCGAAGCAGCCCACACCGGACGACACGAGGCCCAAAUCUUCCAUUCCGCCGCCGCCAGUGUACGAGGCGCCAUCGAGGACUAGCUCGGCAAAGGAUGAACCGAAACAGCCGCAGCCAGCCGAAGAGGACAAGCAAAAGGCACAAAUGGCUGAACAACCGGCGGAAACGAUAAAAGGAAACGGACCUUUGGAGGCAACGAGGCUGCAAGAAGUGACCGAAUCAAUUAUGCCAGCUACGGCGUUCCAAACUGGCACGACUGAGACGGCGCGUCCUGACGCAAUACGGAAGGAGUCCGCACCCAAGGAAGCGUAUUCAAGCAGCGGUGUGCUAAACGACCUAUUAGACGAGGAAGCAAUCAAGGCGCAAUUGUACCCCGCCGAGGUGGAGGGCUUGGCUCAGCCGAAAAUGGAAGAAGUGAAAGCAACGGAAGCCAGCAAACCGCAGUCCGUUGCUAACGAGACCGAGAAGAGUGCCGCCAGCGGUCUUCCGAGCUCCAGUGAAACAAAAAUCCAACCGGGAGCCAAAACACCGCAACCGGACGUCGAGCGUGAAGAAGCCCACGACGAAUCGCGGGAUGUUCUCGACGCCGAUGUGAAAGCAGGCGACCGGGCAGAAACACCAGGGGCGCAAGUUUCCGAGAAAGAAACGGUUGUAUCUAGCAAAGAGGUCACCAAAGAAGAGAAGCCUGACGAAGUAGUGAAAGAAGUACCACCUUCUCCUCCCACUACGAAACAAACAGAAGAACCCGAAAAGGAAAAGAAAAUAGCUGACGAAGUCGAAAAGGCCGAUGAGCUCGAGAAUCAAGUGGACACGACGUCAAGUGCAAAGCCUGAAGCUCCUCUACAGGAAAGCAAGGUCGCCGAAACAGCUCCGCUAAAGGAGAGUGCCGAACGAGAGGACGAGAAGGCGAAAGCUGCCGCUAGUCCCGACAAGCAAGAGGAAAAAACUGAAGAAAAAGCGGAGAGUGUCACCAAAAAAGAUGACGCCAAAGAAGUUGUACCACCUGACGCCACGCAGAAACCCAGCGAGCCUUCUCCGGCUAAGGAAGAAACCACGCAAGUUGGCGACGUCACCGCAGAGAGUGACAAGCCGUCAAAGGAAGCGGAGCGCACUCACGAAGACGACGCAGCAAAAGAUACGUCCAAAGCCGCGGCUUCUCCUGAACUGGGCGUCGCUGAGAAGGAACCAUCACAGGCAACCGUGGAAGAAACCUUGUCGAAUGAAAAAGAAGCGGAUCAGAACGUGCCAAAGGAGGCAGAGGGGGUACCAGGGGAACUCGACGUUCAAGAGCUCCCUCCUCAAGAGCCAGAAAAGACAGGCGAAAUUAAAACACACGAAGAAACAGCGACGCCGAAACUUUCAGAUGUGGUUACAGAGCCAGAGAACAAAGAAAAAGAAAGUAAAUCUGCAGAAGAGCCGUCGAAGGAGCCACCCGGCGGCUCUGAAGUGUCGGGCGCUCCAGAACCGGCAACUCAGGAAGAAGGGGCGGCCGCAGUUAAACCGCAGGAAAGUGUUCCAGAAGUAACCAAAGACAAAGCGGAAGCGUCCGAGGAAGAAAUCGUAAAGACAGACGAAGUCCCCAUUACUACAGCAGUCAAGGAAGAAGUAGCCCAGCCAGAGCCUAGAGACGAAGCCACACCAGAAAAAGUAGAAGACGAAGUACCCGAGUCUGGUGACAAGGCUAGUGAAGAAGCAACAACACAGGUUGAAGCUGCUCAAAAAGAAGCUGAAGAACCUAGCACUGACAUGCCAGUGGCUGCGGACGAGACGACGGCACAGGCAUCUGAAGACCAAGGUGGUGAAGAAGCAGCCGCUGCCACCGAAGCUGAGCCAGAGGCUGCAGACGAAGGCACAAAACCUUCCGAGGCUGCCGAAGAAAGUGAGAAGCCGGUGACUGAAGCAGUGUCCGAGGAAAAGACCGAAGAAGCCACCGACGGGGCAGCUCCUUCCGAACUUGAACCGACGCCACCUGCGGAAGCAGUGAAAAAGAAAACCGGCUUGCCCAAGUCGCCGUCCAAGCGCGCGACGGGCAAAGGUCCGCCCAGGACCCUUGACAAAAAAGAGACUUCCGCAGCAGCAGACGCAAAGGCAAAGACGCCCAGCUCUCCCAAGAAGCCCAGCAGCAUUCACGAAAAAGGCGGACCGUCGCCUAAGAAGACUGCGCCAACCAAGAAUGGCGUCACCUCCCCGUCGAAGACGGCGCGGACACCUGGCUCCGAGCAAAAAAAACUACCUCCAAUCAAGGCUCCUGUGGGCCAGGCACCCAAACCCGACCUGAAGAACGUGCGCUCCAAGAUAGGCUCGCUGGACAACAUCAAGCACAAGCCUAAGGGCGGAGAAGUCAAGGUAACGACGCAAAAGCUCGAGUGGCGAGCCGCCCCCAAGGUGGGCUCCUUGGACAACGCGGCGCACAAGCCGGGAGGCGGAGACAAGAAGAUCCUCUCACAAAAGCUGGAGUAUAAGGCGCAGUCAAAGGUCGGGUCGCUGGACAACGUCGACCACAAGCCGACCGGUGGCCAAGUCAAGGUGGAGACCCAGAAGCUGGACUUCAAGGACAAGGCGUCGUCCAAGGUUGGCUCCUUGGACAACGUCAAGCACAAAGCGGGCGGCGGCAACGUAAAGAUCUUGUCCGAGAAGCUCGAGUUCAAGGAAAGGGCAGCUUCGAAGAUUGGCUCCUUACCAGCCUCGGAUGCCGGAAGCACACGAGGCUCGGAAUCGCUAAGUCCCACAAACCUGACCAGUCCCCACCCGGCGCAGUCGCAGCAGAGCCAGGAAGACGACGUUGCUGCAGCAGCCAAUGGCCACGAGUCGGACAUCUCUCCCACCAAGGAUGAUGUGGCAGCGCCAUCCAGCGGCGUCCCUGCGUCGGCGCCGCCCCCUGAAGUGGCCCAGUGUUGAUCCGUCGUCGAGUGACCCGCAGGGGGAGACUAUGUAGCCCGCGCGGAAAUUGCUCGUGGCCAUGGAAGCUAGCGGUUUUCCUCAUCUGCUUCCAUUGUUCGCCGAACAGGCGUGCCAUCAUUUGCCAAAGCGUUUCUGCCAGGUGUUACUCCUUGUUGCAGACGUUAGGUAUAGCAGCUGCUCGCACGCGAAUGCACGGGACAAACCCGACAGCAGGCUGCCCGUUUUCAGGAGUCCAGCAUAGCCAUGUCUGCCAGUGCGUUGCAGGAACUAAUCGGAUGGCGGAAGAACAUGAACAUGACGACGUUUUGCCAGUGAUGAUGAAUGCUGUUACAAGCGCUGCUGAAGAGCACGUAUAGUUGAAGGUCAGAUUGAAAGUGAGUGAAUGUGGGAAACGUAAUUGAAGAAAUGACAUUGGCAGUUAAUAUUGCGCAGCUCGAUGGCUGUAUAAGAAAUGAGGCAUUGAAGGAGCCUGCUGGGACUGAUGGUUGUAGGCAAUCAGGCUGCAGCGUCACCUCGCGAGAAGUGUGCAAAAUUCGACCCGUCUUCUGAAUAUAGUGAACGAUAUCGUUGCAACACGCCGUUAUUGACUCUGAAAGCACUUUUCUCGCUUCGGUGGUGCCAGCAUGUUGUGUUGUGAGAACUUUCUCUAGGAAAAGUGUUUCUGAAUAGGCAUCCCCCUCCAUUGCGCACAAUCAUCAUAAUUUCUAUUUGCAGGAGAGAACAAAGGCGGAUUAGUGCUAUAGUGACUGCCGAUCUAACGUAUACGUCCUAUGCGCAAAACAUCGCUACAUUAGGUAGCAGCGUAUCUAAGGAAGAUGCCCUGAAGAUACCUUUCGAACUUACAAGAAUGGGCUUUACUAGUAGUCGCGUAGGAUAAAACUCGGCGUAACGCAGGAGAACAAAGGCUUUCGAGGUUUGCGAUGAUUCUAAAAAGUUAUCUCUCGAAACAAAAAUAUAGAGGUCACAACAAGCACGCAUUGUUCAGAUGUGUAGCCAUGACGUUUUCGAGUUCUCGAUGCUUUAAUCCGCCUGGAGGACCGGUUGAUCUUUAGUCGCUGCAUUAGCACACCUGGCUUCUUGUGAUGCUUAGACUAGAAGAUUCACUGGGAACAAAACAUCAACGCGAAAAAUGGUGACACGACCAUUCGUGAAAGAACAGUGAGAUAAGAAAGAAACUGCCUAGAACGUGUGGCCACGAGCAUUUCUGGAUAAGCAACUGGAUGCUGGACAUAGCCGAACAGACAAGCGCCAUUCUAUAUAACAAAGUACACACCCUUUUUCCCCCGUCUCCGUGAGUCAGAUAAGCGGUACUAAUUUCUCGUAUUUAUAUAGAGAAAACAUAACUUCGUGUUCCAUGCAUGUCAAGGAUUUGAACACCUCCCCCCCCCCCCCCUCCCUGUUUCCACGUGCUUUCUUCUUUCUAUUCUUACUGUAUUUUCGUGAACAGUUUUGUGUUUGCCUGAAUUUCAAGGUGCACAACCUUUUCAGGUGCCGUAAGAUUAAACGGUGGUGUGGCUUGCAUACUGGAGAAAUGAAAGGAAGCACUACACUGUUUGACAUCCUCCUGAUGAUACAAUACAUUCAGAUCAUGACGAAUGGACUCCUUCGGCGAGCUGGCGUACCAUUAGCAGAAAACAAAGCCGGAACUCUUAGCGCAUACUACAACCUAAUUUGCCAAGAGGCCCUUCAUAUGAAAUGAAAAUGUAUCAUGCUAUAGUUUCAGACUGUCAGUAAUUUUUCGAGGGCCUGACACCUCACGUGUUUCCUCGUGUUCCCUAAUAAAUGCAACGUAUCCACUGGAUACCCGGUUACUUGUUUACACGGUACAUACUAGUAAACGUGUCGUACUUCCCUAUUGCAGACCCCCCAGCCCCUGGCCCUGCGAAUUCCUUUCCCUACAAAUUCUGUGUAUCUGUGACGUAGGUAGUCGUUACCGAAAUACCAUAGUCACAGAAAUUGUCUAGGGCAAUGUAAACCACUCGUUGGAACUCUGGAGACGGAGAAGGCGCCACUGCGACGGCUACAGCGGCAGGAUGGUUUGUCGCUAAUACCGUCAGAUCAUUGUCCCGUGUGACAGCAGAAGUUUUUGAGUGAAGCUAUAACGCCACAUGUAGGGAACUGGGGAUGUAAAGAUGCAGCACAAGUUGUCCUGUUUUUUGGUCUACGUUCUCUUUUGGAGCACUAAUAUACCGUAACAGAUGUUGUACUGUGACUGCCUUUCUAUGAUAGCUUAUACCGGUACUCGCUUAAGCGCCCGUUGGUUAUCCAGGGUUCAACGCCGCCCGCGAGCCCGCUUUGUUUUCCCGUGACCCGUCGAGCGGCAACCCCGACCCCGUAGCCUUUCGUACUCUUGUUUAGACGUGUCGGAAGGCAGGACGUGCGCUGCUCCAGACCCUCGGAAUCAGUGCGAGGCGCGUGCUCGUUUGUUCACAGUGGUAAGCGAUACGUUUGACAAGAGAUCGGCUGCAAAUGGAAUCGGUCGCUCGGCCGAUGACACGUUUGCGAAAAGAGUGCCUGUGUAAGUCUAGCUGACCGCUGUGGCUUGCUCUGUAAAGGACGUGCUAGAGGAUUUUUGAGGCUUAGAAGACUGCGUCGCUAGGAAACAAAUAUUGUGAAUGUGUACAUGGUCACUAACUAACCUAGCACUAAGCAUACUAUUAGCUCUGUUUAUUUUCGUAACGAGCAUUUUUGCCUAGGUGUGACAAUACAAGAGAUUGUUUGACGGCUACGCUGCUAUCUAUACUCCACGUGCACACAUGUGCGUUUAACGUGGUGACCUAUUUGUUGAGAGCUUCAGUGCAAUGGCAGUUCCUUCUGACAUGGCGAGAGUCGCCAAAACAUUAUCGGAUUACUACUUUAUUUUAAAGUGUCUUCGCUUCAUAGAAUACGUCAAAAAGGCACUCCACUCCCCGUGAUAUGUCGCCCUUCAGUCUCUCGUCAUUGUAAGAACAGCAACUGAGUGCUGCUUCGACAUCAGACUCGACAUACAAAUCUCUUUCGCAAAAUAUUACCGCACCUCCCUUUAACGUCGCGACCGUGCUCCCACCUCUCACCUCGCCACGCGUACGCGACAAACGCGCUGAAUUAACGCGGCUCUAAGCAAAUGGCAGAGGUAACUCUUGGUGCGCCGCCCGCUUUCGACGUCAAAGCGCGGUCAUCGAUUCCCAUCACGCCUGCGUUUCCCUUCUGCUUAUGCGGCCUGUUCUACAAGCUGUGACUCCAUUAUUAUCUCCUGGACGUUUGGCGUCGCUAUUUGGCGCCACGUGUUGCAAUUGAAGAGAGCUGCACGAAUUCGCUUGUAAAUAUAAGAACCACUGGCAAAUUUUUUAGGGCGCACAGCUUGGAAGUAUCUAUCCGAAGUAUAUUACGGACUCCUCCUCCUCCUCCUUGCAAAAAUAAAAAUGUUCCCCCUCACCCAGGUCCGAAUCCUAAGCGCACCUGGAUGCUGCGACGCAGCCUAAAUUGUCCGUCAUUAUCAGAAUAUUGUAAAUGUAACCAGCGUGACUUUUCCUGUAGAAGUGUGCGAACUGGCACUCUGCAAAAAUGCGAAGCCUGCCCUUCUGCUUGUGUCUUGUGGGAUGUCAAAAAAAGAAAAAAAAAAAAGGCUGGAUUGCUGGUGAUGAUUUCUUCGCAGCACAGCUAGACGUUUAUAUGUCGUGGCUGUUCCAAAAAAAAAAAAAAGGCAAGCUACAUUCCUUUGGCCAUUUUAUUAAGCAUUUUGGUUCUCGGAGAGCAGUGGACACGUUUAAUCAUUCUUUGUAAACGGUUCCCUGACAAUGUGAAAAUGUAGUGAACCGGAAAUUGUAACAGAAAAGGGUGACGGAUUCCACCGAGCAAGGUGGACAACAUUAUGAAUAUUGCCCUAAUUAAUCGUGUAAUUUGGAUGAUCUGCUUGAAAGCUCCGAGUGUCACAAAAGAAUCGGCAACACAGAACAAUAGAAUGAACGUAAAAGACGACUGCCGUAUUCGACGGCUUUCCUGUUAAAAUUCAAACCAAUGCUUCAGUUCUGCUUCAGCUGGGGAAGUGCUGCCUGUGUGAUAAUUUAACUCCUUCACGUAGUUCUUGCAUCUGCAGCUUUGCAGUCGUACUACAAGACUAAGCUGUCCAGGGCAGUAUUCAUAAUUCAAUACCCUUUGCACGAUGGACUUCUAGUGGUUUCUGUUUGUAUAAGAAGGCUACAUGCUUUUUUGUCAUGUGCUUUGUAACGUGUGGAACAGCAAAAGUAAUGCAUUGAAAUGAGAGCAUACACAUACUAUACAUAUACAUCUAGAGUCUGCCCCCUCAGAGGAGUUCAUGUGCCAUUUUGUACCAAAUUUUUUAUAAGAAUUGUGCACAGUGCACUGUAGUGUGCUUCCCCUGCGUUCACUUGGACACGACAGUACUGUUGUCGACAAGGUUGCGUUUUCUUCAUGUAUAGCUUAAUUUAUUUGCAAUAAAUGUAUCUGAGGGUAAUACGUAGUUUACGCAUGCUGUCGACUGUCUCUUCCAUGACGUCAAAGCAUUAGUUAAAUUCUAAGAAAAUAAACAUACUUGAUAAGCAUUUUUUAAAUAGCCAAAUGUAGCAUUAACUUCACUGUGCCUAACUACCGACCAACCUCAGUUAUAUUUUAUUUUGUUUAGUAACUACAAAGAGCCUGUACAUGCCCUGAUUGAAAACGAUCGUUGCAUGAAUUAUUGCUGUCACAUGUUUCCUUGCUUUCAGCAGAAGAUGAAAGCAGCAUGACUAAGUGACAAGCGCGUUUAUUCAUUUACGUUCUAAGGAAUGGAUUGUUGUUGCAAGAAUUUUUGUGCUGGUUCACUGUCGCGCGAAGAUUUGCUGCAGUUUGAGAGCGAGAAGUGCAAAUGGAUGAAAACUGCCAAGAUACAAUAAAGCACGUAACAAAAAAAGGACAAUGAUUAUCAGGUUGAAGCUACUUGUAGCCCCCAGCAACCUCAUAUAAGAUGUUUUCUCCCCAGCUUUGUAACUUGACGCCCCAACAGCGUGGUCUAAUAUUAACACAAGUAAAGGCAGUGAAGCUACUCUUCAGUUUUACCUAUUGUCUCAUUUCACAGCGUGUUUUCUUCCUCUUUGAUUUUCCUUUCCGGCUCCCUUGUGAUGAUCGGUUUUUUUUUAAUUCGAUGGCAUGCUAUGCAUUGUUUGCCAAACCAAACGUGUUGAUACACCACCACUCUGCCUGCUUCUAAACGGGAACUGUAUUUUGUAGGCCCAAUAAACCAUAGGCAUUAACCGAUCACUGCGAA
Dermacentor silvarum is the source of this 9453-nucleotide messenger RNA. RefSeq names its product microtubule-associated protein 4 (gene tau). The record is from RefSeq and is a predicted model, not a curated record. Gene Ontology annotation, molecular function: microtubule binding. Gene Ontology annotation, cellular component: neuron projection. Lineage: Eukaryota; Metazoa; Arthropoda; Arachnida; Ixodida; Ixodidae. The transcript is spliced from 8 exons. The coding region runs from base 336 to 4208 and encodes 1290 amino acids. Gene Ontology annotation, biological process: microtubule cytoskeleton organization; neuron projection development.